Messenger RNA from Gamsiella multidivaricata, 920 nucleotides. RefSeq lists its product as uncharacterized. The record is from RefSeq and is a predicted model, not a curated record. Bases 73 to 717 code for a protein of 214 amino acids. The transcript is spliced from 4 exons. Lineage: Eukaryota; Fungi; Mortierellomycota; Mortierellomycetes; Mortierellales; Mortierellaceae.
CAUGGGGAUAUGGUCAAGAAGAGAACUUGUAGACUAUGAGGCGAGUUAUAUAUUCUAUGCAAGGUGGAGGACAUGGUGAAAUGCACUCUUUCUCACAACUUUUUUCUCUGUGCACACUCUAACACUCUACAACCAACAUCACUGUUGCCCUUCCUCGCCAGCAUUCCACUACACGCUACGCUAACUACAAUGACCAAGGUACAGAGAAACGAAUGUACAUUCUACAACUGUGUCCAGGGACUGCUGGACAAGAAAGAGGCGAUCCGGACACAGGGGCGUCGCAUUGAACAGGGUCUCCCAGUCAAGGACGAGGACAGACCUGUGCCAUUGACCAAGCGCGAGGAUAGAAGCAUGGCUUUCAUCUGCGUCUGCAGAAAGCCAUUCCUGACAAGGGAUAGUCUGAGCAAGCAUUACAAGCGGGUCUGCGCCCAUUCCAACAUCCCGAUCAACGUUCCAGGGCUUCAACUUAUUGACAGCGCUCAAGUUCUCCCUCAUGGUUCGGAGGUCCGCAUGCAAAUCAUGGCAUUUCAAGAGCAACAGCGCACGCUGAUCACGACUACAGCAGGUCAAGGGCAGGGGCAAGCUGCUUCUGCUUCUGCUUCUGACACCGGAACUUUCAGCCCAGUUUCUACAAGUAGAAAGAAAACGCGCUCUGGCGCCCCUCACUUUGGAACAUUCAGGCCCCUUAGUUGUAUGUCUCCAACUGAAAAUAAGUAAAAUAAAAAUGGCGGUUUGGUGGAGCAAGUGUAAAUCGGUAUAAAAAUUGGGCAGAUGUAGAGACGGGAAAGCGCAUGGUCUCGCCUUGCUUAUCAUUUUCCACUACAGUGAAAGCUAGCUCACUCCCUACGCGUCGGCAUGCUUGCAAACGAUUGGAGUAUCUGGGGUGUCGAAGGAUCUAGGGUGAAAAGGGUGUUUUGUUG